UCCACGGCUUAGUGCUUUACAUCCAGAACAGGGUUUGGCCAGCCUGACUUGUGCUAAAAUCAGCCUGGAUGUUGGCUGCAUCUUAUCUUUUUAUUUUUUAUUGGCAGUGUUCAUGUGUCCCUUAUUCCUCUGGACUGGAGAGGCUGAAAGAACUCUGGAUUUCCAAGGAUGGACAUUUUCAGUUACAGGCGGAGAUUAUUCCAAGGGUAUCUUCCACACACAUUUAGAAUCUGAUUCUAAGGAAGAAGUUUCCUAAAUUUUGCAGUUAAUUUGAGUCCUGAUAUCUAAAUCCUGUGUACACAGAAAAAUGGAUUCUGCAUCUCUCUUACCGACAUUUUUAGAUGUGGAUUUGACAGUAUCACAUAUUGAAUGUCUUCCCAAGGAUGUCCUGGUGAAAUUUCAAGGCAGAAAUAAUAAUGAAUGUGAGUUUGACUACCACAUAUUGCAGAGGGAAAUACAACAUAUUCCAAAAAUGAAAAAUAAUGUGGACAUUGAUGAAUUUUGUUUGGUUGAAGAAAAAGUAUCUGGAGAAUGGCAGAGAGGAAGAGUUGUGGAAAAGAAAAAUGAACUUUAUACAGUGCUUCUUAUAGAUCGUGGAGAAGAACUAAGGGUUGAUAGUACACAGGUUGCUUCAGCAUACAGCAAUUUAUUUGAACUACCACCACGGGUAAUAUUUGGUAUUUUUGCCAACAUACUACCAAUUGGGGAAAAAUGGACUCCUAAGGCUUUAAAUUACUUUAAAUCAUUAGUAGGAAUACAUGUGAAAGGUUAUGUGCAAGCUAUUUUGCCCCUACAACUGAUUCUUCUUGAAGUGCCAAAAAUUAUAUCCCAGGCUCUUGAAUUACAAUUAGGAAGACUUAUUGAUGGAGAUUCAUUUCGUCUUAUUGUGGAAAUGUUAAAAGAAUUCCCUCAACAAAUGCCAGAUUUAUUACAACAUAAAAGACCUGAAUUGUCGUUAAGUAAUAAUGAUACUUCACUUGAUAUUCAACAUGUUCUGGAUAAUUUGCAGCCAUCUUUGUCAGUAGGAAGUACUGAAAGUGUAAAGGUAUCAUCUGCACUGAGCCCAAGUAAAUUUUAUUGUCAGUUAAUUAAAUGGAUUCCAGAGCUAGAAAACUUGACAAUGUGUAUGACUUUGCAUUAUGAUACUAUUAGUCAAGAAACUAGUCCCACAUGUGAUAAUUUUGGACUGCUUUGUGUUGCCAAAAGGAUAAAUGGACAGUGGCAUAGAGGAAUUCUUCAGCAGCUCUUGCCCAAUAAUCAAGUAAAAAUUUGGUUUAUGGAUUAUGGCAGUAGUGAGGCUAUACCCUCAAUUUAUGUAAAGAAACUUAAACAAGAUUUUAUCUUAGUACCAUUAUUUUCGUUUCCAUGUUCUCUUACAUAUUUGCACAGUCCAGAUAAAGAUGCAAGAAAAUAUCAGCUGGGUGUAUUUAAACAAGCCUUGUUAGGACAGAUAGUAUAUGCACACAUUGAUUGGUUCAAUAAGGAUGAACAUUUAUAUUAUGUGACAUUACAAACUCAAGAGUCUACAAUUAAUUCCAAGUGUCUGCUGAAGACUGUAGGCACACAAGUACUUUGUCCGGUGUCUGAUUCAAAACUCUCCAAUAUCUUGAGUGAGAUGGGUGAUUCUGAUGUAAACAGCUUUGCAGUUAAGAGUUUUAUUAAAAAUAGUGAAGAAUCAGUAGACUCUCUAAAUAAGAACAUUUUAAAAGUAGGUUUUCCUAUUAAAACUGUAGAAAUGGAGAUAGAGGCUGCUUACGUAGCUUUUGUAGUAUAUGUAUUAAAUCCGUCAAAUUUCUGGGUACGCACUAAUGACCAUCAGAAUGAAUUUCAAGAUAUAAUGAAAAAUAUAAACAAAUUCUAUGAUUUGUGUGAAAAUGAUGAAAUGAUUCUAAGAAAACCUGAACCUGGAUUAUUUUGUUGUGCUAGAUACAGCAAGGACAGACGUUUCUACAGAGCUGUCAUCACUGAAAUGAAUGGUCAUAAGAUUAAUGUUUAUUUUUUGGAUUAUGGAAAUACUGAUUCCAUACCAUAUUUUGAUGUAAAAAUUUUGCUUCCAGAAUUUUGUGAGUUGCCUGCCUUAGCUGUGUGCUGUUCACUUGCACAUAUAUUUCCUGUUGAAGAUUUAUGGGUGAAGGCUGCUAUUGAUUAUUUUAAAAAAAUAGUUUUGAACAAAGCAAUUUUGCUUCAAGUUAUAGGAAAAAAAGAUGACAAAUACACUGUAAAUAUUCAAAGUACUGAAGCCUCAGAAAAUAUCGAUGUUGUCUCUCUUAUGUUACAAGCUGGAUAUGCAGAAUAUUGGGAAGUAGAACCAGAAUGUUUUCCAAAAUCUGUGAGUGAAUAUUCAGUGUUAAAUUUAAAAUCUAAAAACAAAGUUAAUAUUAAAAAAGUCAUAUCUGCCCUUCUUGAAGGACCUAAAUCUAAAAAGUACCAUUCAGAUAAAGUAGAGGAAAAUAACUUGUCUUUGUCAAAGUCCCCAGCUGUUAAUUUCUUAGAUUUAAAAUAUCCUUUCACCUCUGUGGGGACUGAGUCAUCAUUAUCUUAUAAAGAAUAUAUGUUUAAACCAGGAACAGUUCUUGAAGUUAAAUGUUCUUAUUACUAUGGCCCAGGUGACUUUUCAUGCCAGCUCCAAUGUAAGUUAGAUGACCUAAAAUUACUAAUGGAACAAAUUCAGAGUUAUUAUAGUGUUCAUUCUGAUCCUUAUCAGAUUGGGCAGGUUGCUUGUGUUGCUAAGUAUUCCAAAGAUGGGAAGUGGUAUAGAGCUGCUGUUUUGACUCAAGUAUCAAAAAAAGAAGUUGACACAAUCUUUGUUGACUAUGGUUACCAAGAAAGAGUUUUAAUUAAAGACAUUUGUGGUAUUAACCCACGUUUUCUUUUUUUGGAAGGCCAAGCCUUCAGAUGUUGUCUUAACUAUUUAGUUGAACCCACUAGUUGUAAGUUCCUCAAUUGGACAGGAGAAGCAUCCAGAGACUUCGGGAAAUUUAUCUGUUCAUCUAGAGGGUUAUUGACUUGUAUUAUCCGUGCCUUAGUUCUUAUACAUCCUAACUGUUUAUGUAAUUUGGUGGAUUUACAAUCCUCAUUUACUAGUGCGAAAGAAUUUCUUAUUACUUGUGGCUCUGCUCAGUAUAGCACAUUAUCAAAGCCACUUCCAUCUUCAGUUAGUCUUUAUAGUUACUAUUAUUCUUCAUUUAAUAUAAAAGUUGGAAGUGAAGAAGAAGUAUAUAUCUCUCACAUGUAUAGCCCCAAAAAGUUUUAUUGCCAGCUUGGUAAAAAUAAUAAAGAUCUAGAGAUGAUUGAAAAAAAAAUCACAGAGAUUAUUAACCUCAAAACUUGUCCAAAAUAUUCUAAGAAAAUGAGAUUGUGCAUAUCUAAGUACAUGGAGGAUGGUCUGUCAUAUAGAGCUUUAGCAAUGCCAACGGAUUCAUCAUCUGACUUUCUGGUCUAUUUUGUAGACUUUGGAAAUAAGCAAUUAGUAGAAGAAAACAUGUUGAGGGCCAUUUCAGAUCAGUUUCCAGAGUUACUGUUUACACCAAUGCAAGCUAUUAAGUGUUUUUUGUCAGAUCUUAGAGAUACGGAUAUUCCAGCAGAAAUCAAUAGCUGGUUUGAAGACAGUUUCAUAGGAAAACCAUUAAAGGCAGUAAUAUUGUCCAGAGAAUCAGAUGGCCAGCUUGGUGUAGAAUUGUAUGAUGGAAAUCAAAGUAUAAAUCAGAAAAUUAAAAUCUUGCUUCAUGCUUAUGAAAGAAAACAUUGUGACCAAGCACACUGUGUAGAAGAGAGUCAUAAAAUAAGUGAGAAUAAGAGACUUGCUGCUUCUUUGAAAAGCAAAAUAGAAAAUGACUAUCACCAUAAUAUGAUAAAUAAAACUAGUCUGGUAACAUAUUCUGAAAGCAAAAUUGAUCAGUUAUUGAAUCCUAAAAGUUUGUAUGCCAGGCUUUUGAAACCAUCAUUUUGUUAUAAAAUUGAACCUGUGUCAAAGAACAAAGUGAAGAAGUCUUUGAAUGAUGGAUGUAAAAGUGUAAAAAUUGUCCCUCGAUAUGCACAUAUUCUUGAUGAAAGUGGUGUGGGCCAAAGAUCAGUAAAGAUUGUAUCACAAUCUUUUAUCAGAGAGUUAAAUCAAGCAGCCUCACAAAACCCAUGUAACCUUAAUAGACCACAGAUCAAAGACCUUCCUCAACCCAAAAUUUACUUGAAUGCCAAAAUUAAAGGGUAUGUUUCUAAUAUCAGUAAUCCAGCAAGUUUCCAUAUUCAGCUUGCUGAGAAUGAAAAUGUAAUCAUCAGACUUGCAGAUGCUCUAAAUGAAAGAAGAGGAAAUAGAGCGAAAGAGAGAAAAUCAGUUAAACCUCUGGUUGGAGAUCUUGUGGUUGCAGAAUAUGCUGGUGACAGUGCCAUUUACAGAGCAGUUAUUAAGAAGAUUUUGCCAGAAAAUUCUUUUGAAGUGGAAUUUAUUGACUAUGGUAACACUGCAAUAGUAAACACAUCUAAAAUUUAUGAACUCAACAGGGAAUUUUUAGCUAUUCCUCAGCUAGGAAUCCAUUCUUUUCUUAGUGGGGUAAAAUUGAAUGAGCCUGAUGAAAUAUGGGACAGCAAAAUGGUGGAUUAUUUUGCUUCAAGAGUAAGUAAUAAAACAGUUUCUUGUGAAUUUUUGAAAAAACAUGAGCAGAAAUGGGAAGUAAAUAUAAUCUGUGAUGAAAAAUAUGUCAUUAGUGAACUACUGAAAUGGAAAGCGUGUUCAAAACCAGAGAAGAUAGCAUUGCAGAUACCUCAGGUUGUCUCUCAAAAGGUUAGCCCUGGUGAUAAUAAUGAAAUAAAGAGAGGAAGAUCGAGUGAAUGUGAAGGGUCUAUGGUCCUUCAACAGUCCUACCAACAGCUGGUGAAAAUGUCAUUUGAAAAGUUAAAACCUGGACAACUUGAAAAAGCUGAAAUACUUCAUGUUUCCCAGAGUGGAAAAUUUUAUGUCAAGUUAUCCAAAAAUAAAAAAAUAUUAUCAGAUUUAACGGUAUUAAUUACCAAAGAAGAAAAAAACUGUUCUCUUUUAUCAGUGGAAAAUAUUGAAAAAGGUUUAGAAUGCCUGGCAAAAUCUAAGAAAACUUUGAAAUGGUAUCGAUCAAAAGUAGAAGAAAAGUAUAUUGAUGAGAAAGUGCUUGUUUUUUUAGUGGAUCGUGGUAGAUAUGAAAUAGUGCCUUUAUGUAAUAUCAAGGUGCUUAGUAAUGAAAUCAGAAAUACUCCAAGACAAGCUGUGCCUUGUAAAUGGAUUUGGUUUGAAAAUUCUAGGAACAUGUCAUUUAAGACCAUUGUGUGUUUAUUCACUCAUUUGGAAAUAAACAUCCUUUUCCUGAAGUAUUUAGACUCUGCUUGGGAAGUAGAAAUUUUGGUAAAUAACCUGUUACUUUUAGAAUAUUUAAAUUUGAAUGCAGUUCUGGUUGAAGAAAACAAACUUAGAUCAUCAGGAAUUGCUUUCAACAUGGAAUCUAAGACUCCUGUGUCAUCCUGUGCAAUAAGAUCAUUCACUUGGGCAGAACUCCAAAAUGGUAGGCAGUAUUCUGGUAUUGCCACUGCUGUUUCUGAUCCAUCAGACUUCUGUGUUCAGUUAGAAGAUUUCUUUGACACAAUGAAGUAUCUCUUUAUGUUGCUUUCUGAUCUUCCGGAAACCUUAGAAACAUUGCCUCAAGAACUCAUAAUUCCUGGGUCUAGUUGUUUGUUCAAAUAUGAAUUGGAAGACCAGUGGAAUAGAGUGGAAAUUUCUGAAGUCUCUGAUCAGUCUUUACUUCUUGUGUUGAUUGACCAUGGAUUUUCUUUUUAUAUACCUUAUUCAAAUAUAAUACAUCUCAAAGUUGUUCCUGAGGAACUUUUGAAUUUGCCAAGGCUGAUUUAUCCUUGUAUCUUACAUGGUAUCUUACCUGCUAAAGGGAAACAUUGGAGUGAAGAAGCCAAAAGCUUUUUUCAAGAUUUCCUAUGUAAACCAGGUUUAGUUUUUCUGUUUAGGGAAUGUAAUUUUGAAACAAAACUGAAAGUAGAUGUCAUUCAUGAGAAAAACAAUUUGGCGGAUAUGUUAGUUGCAUCUGGUCAUGCAGUGUAUUCUAAAAAUUCAGCUCAUCUUGAUGCAGUUACUGCUACUGGAUCUACUAAAACCCAAUAUAAAUUAAAGAGUAACCCUAUUUGCCCUUUGUCAGAUCAAAAUUGCUACAAAAAAGAAAAUAUAAAUUGUACAUGCACUGAGAAACAGAAGCCAAAAAUACAGAAGUCUAUAAAGAGGAAAAAUGUCUAUAAGAACCUCUUAAGGAAAAGCCGUAUCAGUAAAAGAUUACCUUCUAGAAAUUUAACACUGAGAAAGAAAGUUGGUGGUGGAAAACAUAAUCUACAAGGUAUCAUUACAUUUGAUACAUGUGCAGCAGCUUCAUUUUGGGAACUGAAUGAUGAUUUGAAGAAUAACAUCAAUUGUGUUGAAAACGUUUCUGAAAAAAUACCAACUGAUGGAAUACAGGAACAUAACACAGUGGACUUGAGCAUAACAGUAAAAGAGUUGCAUGUUAAUGAAAAAAUUAAAUCAGAAGAACACUUUAAAGUAGAGGGAGAUGAAAGCUCCGAUGGCUUAUACAUCAGUUUGACAACAGAUGAUACAUAGGAUACCCAGUAAUUACUGUCUUGGUUUAGAUGCUGCAUAUCUAGAAUAAAAGUGGUCUUCAAAUCAAAAGGAAAUAUACUUGAGGAACUCCUUCUGGGGAGCCUAAUUUGCACCUGGACCUGAUGUAGAUGAUGAGAUCCAAGACUUUGUCCUGAUGUCAUAAUAGAAUGCGAGUUUGGAGGUCUUGUGGAUGGGUAUAGUGUAUUCUGCACAUGGGAAGUGUAUGAAUUGUUGUGACAAGAGGACAGACUGUGUUAGAUUGUAUUUUACAAAGAUCGUCACAAUAUUAUUUCCCAUCUCACAUUUCUUAUUCAAUGUGACUUUUCUACUCCCCAUCAAGAGGUAAGAGUGUAAUUACUCUUUCCUUGGAUCUGGAAAGGCUUGUGACUGCUUUGACCAAUAGCAUAUGGUAGAAGUGAUGCCAUAUGACCUUAUAAGCUUGGGCCAUGGAAGGUGAUACGGUUGUCAGCUUAUUUUCUUAAGCACUUGCGCCUGGUACUCUGGACUAUCUUUUGAGAAAUCUUAACUACCUGCUACAGCCAGACCAUGAGAAGCCACAUAGGGACACCAUGUAUAAGGACUCCUGUCAACAGUUCCAGGCCCCAGCCAGUUGAGUCGUCCCUACUGAGGCCAUGGCAUUGUGUAGAGACAAGCUAACUCCUUCAUGCCCUGUCUGAAUUCCUAAGCUCCAGGAUCCAUGAACUUAAUAAAAUAGUUGUUUUAUAUACUGAGCUUUGAGAUAGUAAAUGGAACAACUGGGUAACUUAAAAAUCACAUUAUAAGACUCAUUAGAGCUGUUGGGUACAGUCAGGGUAAAGGGACUUGGUAGUGGGUACAGUAUCAGUUUCAGUAGAAAAGUUUGUGACACAAAUUUUAGCUGCCUAGUGGCUUGCUUGCUAGUUUAUUUGGUUUGGGGAUGCUAAGUCAUGUGGCUGUAUCUGAGUUCUAGAUAGUUGAUGUGACAUUGUAAAUUACUUUUCAUUGUUUUAUUUGUAACCUUCCAUUUAAUUUGCCUUUUGUUCUACUUGAUUAAAAACUCAAUAAAUAUAAUGAUACUUUCAAUUUGCUUCUAUAUUUUACACACAAUAAUAUGAGAUAAAUGCAUAUUAGUUAAUUGAUUAUAAAAUUUUGUCAGUUUUUCAAAGGGCAUGUUUUAUGAGUUUGAAAAAAUAAUGUGACAAUGCUGUAGGCAUGUUAUUAAAUAGGGGUUAUAUAUACCCUAUUUAUGAGGAGAUUAGUUAACCAAUAUUAUCUCCUUUAUUAAUAAGGCUUAUAGUUUUUCUUUUAAGAUAUUUCAUUUCUCUUCUGGUAAUCUAUACUUCUAAUUUGAAUAUCAUAGAACUUAAAUAUACUAUGAAGUAAAGAUUGUAGAUAAAGAAUACAUUUUUCCCAGCAUUUAAGAAAAAUAUUUCUGUAAUUGUUUAGGGGGUUUUACUGACAUCUAGUGGCGUAUAUUCCUGUAUGUUUAAAUUCCUUUCUGUAUUUUUAUUAGUCUUUCCACGACUAUCUUAUUUUUAAAAACUUUUAAGGACAAAGGCAGUUUAGGUGUCUAAAGUGAGGGUAGCAUUUUUUGAGGAUGCAUGAUAUUGUACAUACCUUACAUGUAAUUUAACAUGUCUGAAUAAAUAUGAUCAGGUUAUUCAUUCUUAAGUAGUUUUUUUUCCUGCACUACUACUUUUCCUUUAUUUGCUUGGGUCCCCUUUCUUACUCCUUUCUCCAUUUAUAU
Microcebus murinus (gray mouse lemur) is the source of this 8345-nucleotide messenger RNA. Lineage: Eukaryota; Metazoa; Chordata; Mammalia; Primates; Cheirogaleidae. The record is from RefSeq and is a predicted model, not a curated record.